Malania oleifera is the source of this 4602-nucleotide messenger RNA. RefSeq names its product CST complex subunit CTC1. Gene Ontology annotation, molecular function: single-stranded DNA binding; telomeric repeat DNA binding. Lineage: Eukaryota; Viridiplantae; Streptophyta; Magnoliopsida; Santalales; Ximeniaceae. Gene Ontology annotation, biological process: telomere maintenance via telomere lengthening; positive regulation of DNA replication. The transcript is spliced from 16 exons. The record is from RefSeq and is a predicted model, not a curated record. Gene Ontology annotation, cellular component: CST complex. The coding region runs from base 285 to 4451 and encodes 1388 amino acids.
UGUAAUUCUUGGGCCGUAACCACGUGACUUGCGCGUGUAAAGUGUUAACCAUCGAUCACGACCACCGGGUGGUACAAUGACUCCAAUCGGCGCGCAUUAGAGAGCUCCGCUGGGAAAGAGGCUAUUUACAAACCCUCGUUCCCGCUAAACCCCAACCGGUGAAGAGAUUCAAGAGGGAACUACGCAGCAGUGCUUCACAGGAUCACAAUCCCUCCGCUCUCUCAUCCACUCCAUCACUACCAUUUCGCCAUAUUUGUGUACCUGUUAUCAAUCCCAAUCCUACGAUGGAAGCCCCGAAAGUGCUGACGAUCUCCGACCUCCUCCAACAAUCUCGUCCGCUGACCGGCGCAGCUUCUCUCCAUUCUUCUCUCCCUUCCCUCCCUCCCAUCCUUUCCAUCCCUUCUUCUUCUUCUUCUUCACGUAAACAACAAACCCCCAACCCAAACCCUAAUCCUAGACUUCUUCCUCCAUUGGAUCACCCGGCGAUCAUCAUUGGAACCCUAACCCUCGCUUCCCCCGACCAGUCUUCCCCUUCGGAUCGCUCUGGUAGCUGCUCGAGGAACCAUUGCUUUUCAUUUUCAGAUGCCUCAUCUUCGAUUUGCUGCGACGUUCUUGAACUCGAUGUGCGAAUAAUCGGAAGGAAGAUUCAUGUUCUCGCGUGGAAUUACAUCCCCUUUAAAUGUGGUGGUGGAUUCUUGGAGAUUAUUAGGUGGGGCUCCCCCGAGUCUAUCAGUGGACUGACUCGGUGUUUGAACUUGCGUUCUUUACCGUUAACUUUGGAUUCGUACUCUGUUUGUAAAGAUAGUUUGAAGGCUCGUUAUAGCGUUUAUGGCUUGUUAGAAUCAAUUAGUCCUGUUUCCGUGGUUCCAUGUACGAUUGGGGUUAGUAAUUUGCAGGGCCGUCCUGAUACGAAUUCUGGUGAUCCGAGGAAUCUUCUUGGGUUUCUUGCCCAAAUUAGGAUUUGUGAGUGUAGAUUAUGUAAGUUGAAAGAUUCAUCAAUCGAUUUGAUUGACAAUGUUGGAGGACACAAUAGUCAUUCUUUUACUCAUUCUGCAUUUAUAUACUUCUCCGGGUCAGCUUCAUCUUGGCAUCCUAUGAUUUCCAAGCUUGUUGGAAAUAUUCUUUCCCUGUCAGGUUUGAAAAAAAAGUUGAUUUUCAUGGGGAAGGAAGAGUCUGAUUUGAUAUAUGUAACCACGGAGAAGUCACUGUUGCACAUUUCCAAAUUGUCCAGUAUUAGGUUAUCAUUUAAGAAGACCGACAUUGUAGGGAAGGGUGAAUUGUCUGACUAUACUGGUAUUGUUAAAGGCAUCUACGUGCAAGGCAUGCUUGUUGAGUUGGAUGAAGAAGUGUGGCUUUUACUAACUGACGAAUUACUCACUGCACCACACAGCCUUAGGGUGGGCGCUCUUGUGUCUGUGAAAAAUGCCCAUUUUGUCAACCCGUUGUUUUCUUGGACGAAAAUGCUUAUACUUGGGGCUUGUCAUAGGACAAGCAUUGUUGUAGAAUCUUACUCACCAAAGGAAAGCAGAUGUCAUAUGGUUUCACAAUCUCAGAGUCUAUUGGGAAAGUUCAUUGGGUCACUGGCAUUUGCUGCCAGAGUUUGGGUAUUACUUGUCAUUGUAUGUCUUAGGAAGAAGUUCUCUGGGAUCCUAUCUGAUAAGGAGAUUUUAGGAUCAAAACAUAGGGAAGGAUUGGCUCAGGUGUAUGCUAGUUCACAUUUAUCUUCAUCUGUGUUUCAAUCACGGCAUGGUGUAUUCAAGGAGUUCUGCAAGCAUGGCUUAUGUGGCUGUUGUAAUGAAUCGGGUUUUGAUGAACUGAAACUGGUGGUACCCAUUUUGAAUUUUCUUCAUCAUUGCGAGACCACAUGGACUCGUGCACAGUUGCAACUGGAAAAUGAUUCUAGAAUAUCAAGUUAUAAGAACCAGCAUAGUCCUAGGUCAUGUAACUGUAAAGGGAGGUCGUAUAGUCAGUCAAUCAGAAGGGUUUUUUCAAGUGAAGAUACAGGUUUUGUUUUGCUUGGAAGUCUGAAGAUUUCUCCAUACUCUGGAAGAUUGCAGUUGACUGAUGCAACUGGCAGCAUUGAUGUAGUUAUUCCAGGACUCCCAUCAACUUGGGAUGUUGAUGGAUUUUAUGAGGUAAAGGACUAUAGUAUUGUUAUGGAAGCCAUUCCUGAAGAAUCUGAGCAUUUGGAAUUGCUUGACAAUCAGCCAUUCUCAUGCAGAAGUAUCUUUCACAGUGUUCCGAUGACAAGGGUUACAAAUCUAGCAGUUUAUGUUUACUUUAAUUGGCGAAAUGCAGUCUGCAGAAAUCUUUCCCUCCAUCAUUUUAAGGAUUGGAAAGUUGAUUUCAGGGAAAUUGAAAAUGGAAGAUUCCACCUGCUUUGUGUGACACACAAGUAUCCUGUGCUACAAAAAUUUCAAGGGGAGAAUGUUAUUUCAAACAGGUCUAGCCUGUUUGUUGAGGCCAUAAUCUUGCCUUGGGAUUUGUUCCUGUGUGGGAAAAAUGAAGGUACGCUCCCAACUAAAAUUUCCAAGGAUGAGCUGGAGAAGCCCAUGGAACGCAAUACCUGUAAAAUAUACCAGGAUUAUGUUUCUUAUAAAAGAUGUAGAAUGGAUCAUGCAUCAAGUGGAGAAUUGAGCUCUGGCUUCGUGGAUUACUCAAGUGUUGCUGGGGAGGGAUCAUGCUGUGAUCAGAAUGAUUAUUUUAGCAUUUCCAGGAAAUUUAAUCAGGAGUGGAGAACAUGCAGCUCUAGUUUGCUUGAAAUUUCAUGUUUAGCUGUUAUAAGUGGAAUUGAUGAUAGCCUCUUUAGUUCAGGAAUUUUGUAUUACAAAAAAGCGAAUGCAAACGGUGGUGUGGGUGCACAGAAGGUGUUGCUGGAGUUCAACUCUGAUAGUUUUUUCAAGUUCCAGUUCUUGCAAAUUGGUGGUUUUUACAUUGCAGAGCACCAGGAAGAUGAAAUCUUCUGUAAGCUUAAUGGCUCUUAUAAUGUUGGCGAUGGUAAAGUUCGUGUCACUUCUGGAACAUGCCUGUGGAGCCUUUCAUUCUUUUCUGAUGGGGGUUUCCCUAAUACUGAUCCAUUACAUGGUCAUUCAUUUUGUGAUAUUUGUAUCAGCAAUAUUAGGGUUCUGUCUGGAGGGUCUGUUCAAACUGAACUGCCUUUCCAGCAGUCUACUGGGAAAAUACUAAAAACCAGCUCUGAUAUAUGUCUGCAACUCUCUGCUAAUGCAAUGAGACUUUUUGAGCUGGAUCUUAAGGCACUGGUGGAAGACUUGACGAAGCCAUGUGUGAAACAGGAACAGGCUUCUAAUGUUUCUUUAUGUGGUGUGACCCUCAUGAAUGUGUCAGCACGACCUUUUGGAACUGCUGAUUCUGGUUGCAUGUUGCCUAAGGGGAAUUUAAUAUCUUUGCAUGGCCAUGUGGUGGCUGUGCAUAGUUUUGAUGGCAGUUCUCUUGAUGGACAGUUGGAAUUUGGUGAAGUUAAUCAGUUGAGAUUCUUUCAGGAGCUGACUAGUAUUUGUAUUCAUAUUGGGGUGGACAAUUACAUUGUGAGGAUUUCUGGUGCCCUGAGUAAGAGUGCUUAUCCUGUUGGAUUUGGACCUGGUGUACGGGCAACCUUUCAUCGAAUUCUUGAAUCAAGUGUGCAGAAUGAAUUUUCAUUGACACCGGUAUCAUUUAUUUCAAUCAAUUCCACAAGAGAAGUCAAUGAAAAAUACAAUGAGUGUUCUAGUCCAGAAUAUGCUUCCAAUUUAUGUAAUGUUACCCACCUCGACACUGUUUCUUCAGGCUUGAUUUCUGAUUUGAUUCACUGCUUAGAGGGUAAGCCAGUGAAAUUUCAUUGCAGGGUUGUGGCUAUCCAUAUUAUGAUUCUGGAAAGAAGAAAAUGUGAUGAUCCACAACCAAAAACUCAUUCUAGGUCACCAGUCAACAUUCCACUUGCUGGCUUUGUGUUGGAUGAUGGAUCAGCCUCUUGCUGUUGUUGGGCAAAUGCUGAAAGGGCAGUAACAUUGCUGAGGCUACAGGAAGAGGUCUCAGAGAAAGCAUUUGGAAGCAGCUUUUGGAGAUUGAAGGAAAGUAGAGUGGAAAAGGCCCACAAAACCACCAGUCAUCUGGAAAAAAUUUUAAGGCAGCACGGGAGAGUUACAGUGAAAAACUAUGGAUCUGUGUUUGAUUCUUCAUGCCAAGAUCUUGCAUUUUCUGUCAGUUCAGAUAAUGUCCUCAACAGCAGAGAGGAAAAUCUCCUUAAAUUUAUAAUGCUCAAUGCUUGCUUUGGUACUAUUUGGACUGUCAUUGGUAGUGUGAUGGAUUCAAAUGCUGUGUCAUGGUUAGAGAAGCAGCUUACUGAAAUGCAAAUGACGAUGCAUACGUUGCAAAACAUGUGGGUUACAGAAGUUCAUUAUGCAAGUCCUCUCAUUGAGGCCAGGAGCAUGAUUCAAGAACUUCUAAACAGGUAGUAGUAGUUUUUUAUUUUUUUUAAAUUUAUUUUUUAAACCAGAUUUGUAAAUGUAACAUGCUAUUUGGCAUUCACCUGUUUAUUAACACAGCAUCUUCCUCCUUAUGUAUUUCAAUUAUUUAUUAAUGCAAUGUCAUUUGUAAGUUUUCUUU